Messenger RNA from Cucurbitaria berberidis CBS 394.84, 1772 nucleotides. Its product is annotated as cytochrome P450. The transcript has 5 exons. The record is from RefSeq and is a predicted model, not a curated record. Bases 15 to 1577 code for a protein of 520 amino acids. NCBI's taxonomy places the organism in Eukaryota, Fungi, Ascomycota, Dothideomycetes, Pleosporales, Cucurbitariaceae. Gene Ontology annotation, molecular function: monooxygenase activity; iron ion binding; oxidoreductase activity, acting on paired donors, with incorporation or reduction of molecular oxygen.
CUUGUCAGCGCAUUAUGGCUCUGUUUUUAUAUCUUCUCCUUGGUGCCGAGGUCACAACCUGGCUCACUGUCAUCUUGCCCACUGCGUUUGUUGUAUAUUGGGGACUGUGGGUUGUCUACGCACGCACUCUGCACCCGCUCGCCAAAAUACCUGGUCCAUUUUGGCCAUCCGUCUCACGGACAUGGCUCAUGUAUCGCGCCUUGGCUGGAGACUUGGAGAUUCACCAGCGUGCGCUCCACAAGCAAUACGGUCCACUCGUUCGCGUUGCGCCGGAUGAAGUAGUCUGUGAUGACCCAAGGGAGAUCCCGAUAGUAUACCCAAUUACGAGGCCGCUGGAAAAGACGGCAUGGUACGAUGCUUGGCGCCCUGCAGGUAUGCACUCCAGGCCGGAUAUGUUCACAAACCGGUCUGAGAAAGAUCAUGCUGCCUACCAGAGGACCCUCGGCCAUGUAUACUCCCUGACCAAUGUGCUCAAGAGUGAACCCAUGCUGGAUGAGACCAGAUCCCUCCUACUUCAGAGACUAGAUGAAUUCGCCGAUAGAAAUGAAGCAUUCGACUUCGGCCUAUGGCUCGAGAUGUUCUGUUACGACAACAUUGGUGUUGUCUUCUUCGGAAAGCAAUUUGGGUUCCUGAGGGACAGUGUCGAUUAUGGAGGCUACAUCACUGCCGUCCACCAAGCCCUCCCUUUCCUACAUAUCCUAGCUUCGGCACCAGCAUAUAUACGCCCCUUCCUCAUGGGUGGCGCGGUACUUAUUCCAAAGCUUUUAAAGGCUGUGCUUGCGGUAGAUGGCAUCAAGAGGACUGCUGAGCGGGAGACUUACGAAGCGCAAGCACGGACCGAGGAGGCUACAACGAAACGAGUCGAUAUGACCUCUGCGAUGCUUGGUAUUAUGCGGGAGAAGGGUGAGAAGAACAACUUUGGACUGAGAGAGAUUGUUUCAGAGAAUUGGACGGCUGUUAUGGCCGGAUCAGACAGCACAGCCAUUGGUCUUCGGUCCAUCUUCUACUUCAUGAUGAAGAAUCCUGAGACACUCACCAAAGCGAGGGCUGAAGUUGACGCCGCAUUCGCCAAUGGCACGCUCACAUCGCCAGUCCAGUACAAUCAGACCGUCAAGCUUCCAUACCUCGGCGCGGUUGUCAAAGAAGCCUUCCGCCUCUACGGUCCUUUUGCGGCACCAUUACAGCGCUGCACCCCACAACCUGAAGGUGUCGUGCUCGCUGGGACUCAUAUCCCAGGCGGAUGGCGGGUCGGCCUCAACCCCGCAGUUGUGCAACAUCACAAAGACGUCUUUGGGGAAGAUGCUGCCUCGUUUAGACCGGAGCGUUGGCUUGAUAGAUCUGCCGUGGAAGCCAAGUUGAUGCAGAAGUGUAUGAUGCACUUUGGAGCAGGGACUCGAACUUGCACAGGACAACAUGUGGCUAUGACGGAGAUCAACAAGAUUGUGCCUGAAAUUCUGCGUCGCUUUGAAUUCAAGAUGUCGCACGACGGGGAGUGGAAGACUCAGAAUGCUGCUUUCAAUUUCCAGACUGGGGUUACUUGCUACUUCAAGAAGAGGGAAUUGCCAAGUGAGUUUUAGGUUCCGACUUCAAUACCACACUCGGGAGUUGGUGGUCGCUGUGUAGAGUAGCUGGUACAGGGAAGGAAAUAGGCUUGCGAUAUUAACGACAUUUUUCUCGCUGCAACCACCAGUGUGCCUUAAGAGAUCCUCGCAUCAUCUAGAUGUUAGGUACUAGGUAGAAGAUUCUAGCUACGACUAAAAUGAGAUCAUACG